UAUUUGUAACUAAUGAAAUGAGUUUUGAUUUCUUUUGUAUAGUAUAAUAUAUCAAUGUCCAAACUAAUUGUAAAUAUAUAGCUUUGCUUUACAUUUUAUCAUGGCUUCUUCAUUAGGCCAGGCAGAAAAAGAUGAAAUCCGAGAUAUGUACGAUUUAUAUGACACUGAAAAAGCAGGCAAAUUACCACAGGAUGACUAUGCCACUAUAGUUCGUGGUAUGGGACACAAUCCCUCAGAAAAAGAGCUACAAGAAAUGUUUCAAUCAACAAGACCAGAUCGUGCUGGAAUGGUGGACUAUAGUGAUUUCCUCGAUGCAUAUGCAAAGCACUUUAAUACCAGAAAGAACGAAGAACGAGAAAUACGGCAAGCUUUCAGAGUUUUUGACAGAAAUGAAGAAGGAAUGAUAGAUGCCAAUGAACUGAAACAAAUUGUCACAACAAGAGGGGAGCGAUUAUCAGAAUCAGAAGCAAAGUCUUUAAUUAAAGAGGCAGAGGUGGAUAGUCAAGGGAAGAUAGAUUAUGAAGAUUUGACCAAAGUUAUAAAAGUGUAAAUGGAGGUCACCUUACGACAAAUACAAAGCGUUUGGUGAUGCUUAAAAUUAUCCAAAUUGAAUCAACGAUUUUCUCAUACUGUUUGAUAUUGAUAAAUGACACUAUACAAUCUACCA
Mytilus trossulus (common blue mussel) is the source of this 667-nucleotide messenger RNA. Its product is annotated as neo-calmodulin-like. The record is from RefSeq and is a predicted model, not a curated record. Gene Ontology annotation, molecular function: calcium ion binding. Lineage: Eukaryota; Metazoa; Mollusca; Bivalvia; Mytilida; Mytilidae. Bases 101 to 550 code for a protein of 149 amino acids. Gene Ontology annotation, cellular component: myosin II complex. The transcript is spliced from 5 exons.